Molecule: messenger RNA, 956 nt
Organism: Dermacentor albipictus
Lineage: Eukaryota; Metazoa; Arthropoda; Arachnida; Ixodida; Ixodidae
Source: RefSeq, a predicted model, not a curated record
UUGUUCCUUUUGGGAUAAGCCGUUAAGAGCAGUGAAUCCUCUAAAGCCAUUCAUGAAGCCAAAGCUGGCCAAGGCGCCAAAGCUUCGUGGUCUUCAUCUCUGAUUGGUUGCAUAUUUUUAUGGUGGCUGGCUUUGGGUAGACUACCUUUGAAAUGGUCAUGGCCCCGCGCCGUAAAAAAACACGCGGCACGGUUGGCGGCAAGACAACAUCGACUGCAGGUUCUCAGCAGGUGCCUACGUGCGCGUUUUGCGACCUGCCGCACAGCGAUGACAUCAACGGGGAACUUCUAACUCGCAACGGCCUUCACGUGCACUACUUUUGCAUGCUCUUCUCGAGUGGCCUGCACCAGAGAGGCGAGGAGGAUGACCCACUGCGCGGUUUCUUGGAAGCCGACGUGCGCGCGGAACUACGCCGGGGCAACAGGCUGAAUUGUUGCUUCUGCAAGCGAAAAAAUGCGACCGUUGGCUGCUGCCUGCGGGCGUGCAAGAAGGCGUUUCAUAUGCCCUGUGGAGUUGAGCGGGACUGCCUCCUUCAGUUCUUCGGUGACUUCAGGGUGUACUGCGCAGCACACCGCCCUCGCCAGAAUGUGGUGCCACUGGAACGGGAAGGCGCCAGCCUGUGCUCCAUCUGCUCCGAGGAGAUGGUCCACCCAUCAGUGGACGUGCUGGUGACACCCUGCUGCAGGCAGAUGUUCCACCGAAAGUGCAUCCAGCGCCAGGCCAUAAGCGCAGGCAGCCACUUUUUCCGCUGCGGCCACUGCAACAACCAGGAGGCCUUCCAAAGGGAGAUGCAGGACCACGGCAUCUACGUGCCUGAUCAAGAUGCCUCCUGGGAGCGGGAACCACAUGCCUACGAGGACCUGCUCUACCGGUACCAGCACUGUGAUGCACCCCGUUGCUCCUGCCCCUUGGGGCGCAGCCACCACCAGGAAGAUGGGUAAGGAUGUUGCGCUUGU